AUGCAGUCUCCGCCACAUGCAGUCGCAGCCACAUGCAGUCUCCGCCACAUGCAGUCUCCGCCACACGCAGUCUCCGCCACAUGCAGUCGCGGCCACACGCAGUCGCAGCCACACGCAGUCGCAGCCACACGCAGUCGCAGCCACAAGCAGUCUGAGCCACAUGCAGUCGCAGCCACAUGCAGUCGCAGCCACAUGCAGUCGCAGCCACACGCAGUCGCAGCCACACGCAGUCUCAGCCACAUGCAGUCGCAGCCACAGCCACAUGCAGUCGCAGCCACACGCAGUCGCAGCCACACGCAGUCUCCGCCACAUGCAGUUGCAGCCACAUGCAGUCGCACGCAGUCUCCGCCACAUGCAGUCUCAGCCACAUGCAGUCUCCGCCACAUGCAGUCACACGCAGUCGCAGCCACACGCAGUCGCAGCCACACGCAGUCGCAGCCACACGCAGUCGCAGCCACACGCAGUCGCAGCCACAUGCAGUCGCAGCCAGAUGCAGUCGCAGCCACACGCAGUCGCAGCCACAUGCAGUCACAGUGUGUCGAGGGACCACCCCCGCAGCGCUGCAGCAGAGCGCGCUGCCCGUCUCUCGCCGGAGCGGGUAAUGGGGAGAAAACACCGCCACUAAAAGCCCAUGGCGUCCCAACAACCGCCACUCCAACUACACGCUGCACGGUGGGAGCAAAACACAGCCGCCAGCACCAGUGA
Knipowitschia caucasica is the source of this 705-nucleotide messenger RNA. Lineage: Eukaryota; Metazoa; Chordata; Actinopteri; Gobiiformes; Gobiidae. The record is from the annotation of a GenBank genome assembly.